Molecule: messenger RNA, 432 nt
Organism: Coniophora puteana RWD-64-598 SS2
Lineage: Eukaryota; Fungi; Basidiomycota; Agaricomycetes; Boletales; Coniophoraceae
Exons: 4
Coding region: 1-432 (143 amino acids)
Source: RefSeq, a predicted model, not a curated record
AUGUCCUACUCCAUACUACGGGUGUGCACCACGAAGGCACCCCUACAGAAUGCUACAUUGCGACACCCCCCAUCGACUUACCCAAAGGAAAAGGCUCUGCUCUUCCUACCGGACUUUCUCGGUGUCACGUUCAGGAAUGCCCAGCUCAUCGCGGAUGACUUUGCUCAGAAUGGGUACAGCAACUACCUUACAAAAGCGACCGCACCCCUGCUUAUCAACCUCUGCGAAAUCGACCCGCCGUUCCCGCCCGACUUCCAAGCAAGCGCGGGCGAGAUCCUGAAAACCAAGUUCGUACCCGAGUAUCACCGUGAGCACUGGGUGGGCUGCAAGCACGAGUUAAGCGUGCGCGGGGACAUCCAGGAUCCCAUGGUCAAGGCUGCGAAGGAAGAGUCGUUCGUGAACGCUGUCGAGUGGUUGAAUGAGUACGUUUAG